AGCAGAACAAAGUGAUCAUGGGAACAUGCUUCUCUUCAUCAUCAUCAUCAAACUCACGCACAAGGAUGGUAGAUUAUUACUAUGACCCUGAAUUAUACGAUUACAACAGAGUUUUCCCACCCUACGACGUAAACUAUGUCAAUAAUCUGCAUCUCCAACAAGCUCUGGCUUCUUCAUUGGUCACCUCAAUGGAGGAGAUUAACCAUCAUCCCCAACCCCAAAGGCAUGUUACCUUGCGUAUCAAGCAGGAGGAAGAAGAACCGGAGAUCAAAACAGAGAACGGACCCCCCGAACCAUCUAGCAGGUUAUGUACGAUAUGUAUGGAGGAGAAGUCUUCCUCCGACAUGUUCCGAGGUAAUUGCACUCACUUCUAUUGCACCGAGUGCACUGCCCGUUACGUGGAGACCAAGAUAGAAGAAAACGUAGCUAGAAUCAAGUGUCCUGACGUGGAUUGCACGCACGUGAUUGAGCCAAACACAUGUCGUGAUCUGAUCCCAAAGAACUUGUCCGUGCGUUGGGACAAAGCCUUGUGCGAGUCUUUGUUCCAGUCCUCGGAGAAAGUCUACUGUCCGUUCGAAAACUGCUCGGCGAUGAUGGUUGUGGAGGGUGGUGAUGAUAAAGUGACAGCGACGGAGUGUCCGUCUUGUCAUAGGCUGUUUUGCGCUCAGUGUAAAGUGACAUGGCACGCAGGGAUGGGGUGCAAUGAGUUUCAGAGAGUUGGGAACACUAAUGAUAAGAUCAGUAACUUAUUUUUUAGUAGAAUAUUAACCAUAAACAAAGGUAAAGAGAAGAAGAAUGAAGAUGAGUUGAUGAUUCAGUUGGCUAAGAACAAGCAGUGGAAGAGGUGUCCUAGUUGCAACUUCUACGUUGAGAAACUCGCUGGUUGUCUGCAUAUAAGUUGCAGGUCACUACUUCAAUCAUAAAUUUAGGAAUGUGUUAUUCUAAAUUUCGUUUUUAAUCGUAAUUGUUUUGUAGGUGCGGUUUUGAGUUUUGCUAUG
This is a messenger RNA of Raphanus sativus (radish), 998 nucleotides long. RefSeq lists its product as uncharacterized. Bases 18 to 923 code for a protein of 301 amino acids. The record is from RefSeq and is a predicted model, not a curated record. Gene Ontology annotation, biological process: protein polyubiquitination; positive regulation of proteasomal ubiquitin-dependent protein catabolic process; ubiquitin-dependent protein catabolic process. Gene Ontology annotation, cellular component: ubiquitin ligase complex; cytoplasm. Lineage: Eukaryota; Viridiplantae; Streptophyta; Magnoliopsida; Brassicales; Brassicaceae. Gene Ontology annotation, molecular function: zinc ion binding; ubiquitin protein ligase activity; ubiquitin conjugating enzyme binding. The transcript has a single exon.